GUUUCCCUAAAGUGCAGGUUAACGAGUUUUCUUACUCUGCAUUCAUCAUUGCCGGGGCCACAGGAAGGUACUGUCAUUUUGCUAAACUCUCGGUUUCACAUUUCUAUUCGUGUGGAAAGACUAGAACUAAACUAUGCUCGUGUUGUGUUCGCUCACAACAUACCUUGUGUUUUGUUGAUCUCAAGCUGCUUCAAGUGUGGUGCCCCCAAUGAGCACUUCCAUUUCUUACAUUUUAAUUUGAUGGCUUCAUUCAAAAAGCUUUUAGUUAGUUCAUCUAAGAAAUUCUUACUUGAUCCUGGUGGUAUGAUCCUCGACUUGGGAGGAAGGUUGAAACCCUAUGAAGGCAAAAUGACUUCACAACUGCAAGACAAGUCCACUGGUUGUAAUCUAAACAAGUAUGAGGAAGUAGGGGAACCCUUCAGUCCGGAAAAAAAUAAGAAAACUGUGGAACGUGUUUCAUCUUUUAUGACUACAAAAAUUGUGUUUCUUUUGAUUAUCUUCGACAUAUACACCCACUCAUCAAUCAUGCAGCUUCAGCCAUUCCACAAACAACAAGGCCAUGUUUUCAUUUGGUUCUCUUUAGUCGAGAUGUUGGGUUUUAUGAUGUUCGUUUGGGGUAUUGCUGCAAUGAUCGCUGUUGGUGCACCAUUCUCUCGCGUGCAGUGUGCUAUGUUUAUGUUUUGGGCCAUUCUGAUGCUUCUCAGAUCUGCUAAAUCAAUCACUCAAGUCUACGUUCCAAUAUUCGGAAUCCUUUUCACCAUGUGCUAUAUGCUGGUGAAAAAGGAACCAUCACAUGAAGGGUAAUGACUAAUGCACAAAGAAGAAGCUUUACAGGCUUCUUAAACCACUGUGUUAUCUACAACAUUAAUAUGAAAUUAGAAUCCCUGAGUUUUCUUUUCUAGUUUGUGUUUGUAAUUUCUCCUAUGCCACACAAUACGUUCGGUGUAGUGGUAGUGCUGCUUCAACCAGUAUUGUAUUGGCCAUUGGGUAAUAUUUACUAAAUUGGCAUCCAUAAUAUUGAAUAAAAUCAUUUUUAUUUAUAA
This is a messenger RNA of Cajanus cajan (pigeon pea), 1043 nucleotides long. RefSeq lists its product as uncharacterized. NCBI's taxonomy places the organism in Eukaryota, Viridiplantae, Streptophyta, Magnoliopsida, Fabales, Fabaceae. The record is from RefSeq and is a predicted model, not a curated record.